Molecule: messenger RNA, 943 nt
Organism: Argiope bruennichi
Lineage: Eukaryota; Metazoa; Arthropoda; Arachnida; Araneae; Araneidae
Product: protein spaetzle 3-like
Exons: 5
Coding region: 298-930 (210 amino acids)
Biological process (GO): innate immune response; regulation of Toll signaling pathway; central nervous system formation
Cellular component (GO): extracellular region
Molecular function (GO): Toll binding; growth factor activity
Source: RefSeq, a predicted model, not a curated record
UCGUUUCAAAAAUUAAAAUAACCGAAAGAAAGCAAUGAAUAACUUGAUCUCCCUCAUUCGCUUGCUGGCCACUUCCAAGGGUACACUUCGAACAUCGAAAGUGUGGUUGUCGAACCUCCCUCCUGUUUCACCACCCUCUCACGCCUGCGGUCAACCAAAAGAGUGUAUCAUACGCCCAUACCACAGUGAUGCGUCCGGAUUGAUGAGCACGUGGGAGGAUGCACCCUCAUCCGGAUCAAGAAUGACUAAAUUUCUAGACAUCAGGAUCUUGCAGGUGGUUUAUAGGUGACUGCCAUCAUGUUCUUUUUCAAGGUGCUAUUUAUUUUUGUCUGUUUCGUCCUCUUACAUCUACCAGUCAGUGACAGUGAAAUCAGCAGAGGAAUUCCCUGCAUAAAGAGAUUAAACCAGUUGUAUUGCCCAUCGCCUGGUCAAAACUAUCCUCAGGAGAAAAUUGAAACUUUCAUUGAUGAAAAUAAAGCCCUCAUCAAACGAAUGGUCGGUGAUUACACCAAUGCUCCAGUGGAUAGCGAAAUCCCCGAAAGUUUCGAAACAUAUGACGGGAAAAAAAUUCAUGUUAGAUCUAAAAGAGCUAGUCCUAAAAACUCCUACACAGCUUCAUCUUCAUCGAAUAAAAUUGACGCUUGUGAGUCUUCAGUUGAGAUAGUAACUCCAUACUGGGCCUCAAACAGCGCAGGAAAACUGAGAGCUGUUGUCAAUACUCAGCAUCUGCAACAAGCUAUUCAUCAGGAAGUUUGCCAGUCCACGCAAACAAAAAAGUGUGCUAGCGACUGCAGCUGCGAGCAGAAAUACAAAUGGCACCGACUUUUAGCUUACGAUCCUGACGACGAUUGCAAAGGAAUUUUCAUGGACUGGUUCCUCUUUCCUUCGUGUUGUAUCUGUCGAUGUACAGCUCCUAUUAAAACUAAGUAGAGAAAAAAGCACA